Messenger RNA from Suillus fuscotomentosus, 1891 nucleotides. RefSeq names its product alcohol oxidase. Lineage: Eukaryota; Fungi; Basidiomycota; Agaricomycetes; Boletales; Suillaceae. Gene Ontology annotation, molecular function: flavin adenine dinucleotide binding; oxidoreductase activity, acting on CH-OH group of donors. Bases 1 to 1755 code for a protein of 584 amino acids. The record is from RefSeq and is a predicted model, not a curated record. The transcript is spliced from 25 exons.
AUGCUGACCUCCGUCGAUGGAAUCAAAGGACAAGUCUUCGACUAUAUCAUCAUUGGUGGUGGAACUACUGGUCUCGUUUUAGCGACACGUUUGUCAGAAAACCCAUCGACUUCGGUCCUUGUCUUGGAGGCAGGCAGUGCUCAUAUCGAUGAUGCCAAUCUACUGAUACCUCAACAACGUUGGUUGUUUAUGGGCAAACCUGAAUACGACUGGAGCUUUAAAACUGUCAGUAUCUCCGACUGGGGAAAGGACUCGGAGGCAGUUCCGCAAUCAAUAAUCUCCUCUGGAAUAAGCCAGCGCGCCAACACAUUGAAGGCGAGCUUCAUUUGCCUACAUCAACACCUCCUUAACACACCAACAGCAUGGGGUGCGCUUGGCAACGAUGGCUGGACUUGGGAAAAAUUUCAGGCAUAUUCCAAGAAAUCUGAGAGGUUUGUGGAACCGAACCAUAACACGGAUGUCUUGACGUACGAUACAAAGCUUCACGGGGAGCAGGGCCCCAUCGUCACGUCAUUUCCUCCGCUUAUUUCAAACCUCGAGGCAGAUUUUAGGAAGGCAAUGGAGGCCCACAAUGUCCCGAAUAUUCAAGAUGCAUUCUCCGGGGAGAUCCGCGGAACAUCCCCCUCUCUGUCCAAUUUGGACCCAUCAACGCAUCAUCGAUCUUACGCUACUAACAUGUAUUAUCAACCAGUCGCAGGCCGUACCAACCUACAGGUCAUCGUUGAUGCCUAUGUGACCGAGAUCAUUACAACGAAAGUCAAUGGAUCAAUCACCGCCACUGGCGUCAAAUUUGUCAAAAGCGACAAUACCUACACGGCAAAUGUCGCUGGCGAAGUGUGCCUAACGGCUGGUACAAUUAUGUCUCCAAAGAUACUCGAAUUGUCUGGCAUCGGUGAUCCUGCUGUUCUUCGACGGGCGGAACAUCUAUACACCGGAGUAACCUUCGAGUUGACGGAUCACUUUGUGGGCGAGCAGGAGGUCAAUACCUUUGAUUCUCUCGCCACAAAUCUUGGCAAGCAAAAAGAGCUGUUUGCAUCUGGCAAAGGCACUUUGAACCUCAACACUGUCGACGUCGCGUUCGUUGCGUUAGCUGAUAUCUCACCCGAACUCAAUGCAAAAGUAAUCGCAUCCUUGCAAACUGAGGAGAAGGAUGCAGGACUCGCUGCGCAGUACAAAAUACAAGCAGAGCAUCUUCGGGAGAAGGUCCCUAGUCUCGAAAUCAUACUGGCUCCAGGACCCGCAAAGCCACCCCCGCAGGGGUGGGAUGCCUCGAAGAAGCAUGUUUCACUCUGUUUUGCUACCAACUGUCCGCUUUCUCGUGGAACCAUACAUGUUACAUCCAAAGAUUCGCUUGCGAUUGACCCGCAUGUUUUUGAGAAUAGAUUCGACCUAGACACCAUGGUUGAAUUAGUCAAGUAUUGCAGGAGGUUGGCUCAGACGCCUCCCUUGAAGGGAGAAGGAGAGGGCCGACUCGUAGAAAUUCAUCCCGGACCAGAUUGUCAAGAUGAUGCCGCCAUCGCAGAAUGGAUUUGCAACAAUGUCAACACGACCUUUCAUACUGCUGGUUCAUGUUCCAUGCUUCCGAAGGAAUUGAACGGCGUCGUCGAUCCUCAACUCAAGGUAUGGGGCACUCACAAUAUCAGAGUCGCCGACUUGUCGAUCAUCCCGCUCCAUGUUGGCAGCCACACCCAAUCUGUAGCAUAUGCCCUAGCAGAACAAGCUGCGGACAUCAUCAAGGCGUCCCACGAGAAGUAGUUGAACUCAGCUGGUUUAUGUUGUACAAUAACAAUGGAAUCGUAGUCACAUGUACCUAUAAGCAUACGUCCUGAACAAUCUUUUCAGAACUGUUCUAUUUAGGACGUUAAAGUCGAUGAUAUUCAAAGUGUCUUAA